AUGGCUGCCGUCGCCCCCUUCAACCCCCGACCGCUGCUCCAGAGCCUCGUCGACAAAGACAUCGUCGUGCGCCUCAAGUGGGGCGAGACCGAGUACAAGGGCAGACUCGUCUCCGUCGACCUCUACAUGAACAUCCAGCUCUCCAACACGGAGGAAUUCGUCAAUGGCGUCAGCUCAGGCACACUCGGCCAGGUCCUGAUACGCUGCAACAACGUCCUGUGGAUUGGCCAGGCCGACAGCGUCGAGCCCAAGGCGACCAAGGACACGGCCAUGAGCGGUUGA
Ascochyta rabiei is the source of this 282-nucleotide messenger RNA. RefSeq lists its product as uncharacterized. Bases 1 to 282 code for a protein of 93 amino acids. Lineage: Eukaryota; Fungi; Ascomycota; Dothideomycetes; Pleosporales; Didymellaceae. The record is from RefSeq and is a predicted model, not a curated record. The transcript is spliced from 3 exons. Gene Ontology annotation, cellular component: catalytic step 2 spliceosome; U1 snRNP. Gene Ontology annotation, biological process: spliceosomal snRNP assembly; mRNA splicing, via spliceosome. Gene Ontology annotation, molecular function: RNA binding.